Messenger RNA from Trichophyton benhamiae CBS 112371, 972 nucleotides. RefSeq lists its product as uncharacterized. The record is from RefSeq and is a predicted model, not a curated record. The transcript has a single exon. Bases 1 to 972 code for a protein of 323 amino acids. Lineage: Eukaryota; Fungi; Ascomycota; Eurotiomycetes; Onygenales; Arthrodermataceae.
AUGCUUCUACCUUCUGCCCUGUCGUGCGAGUCACGGCAGCAACAAUAUUCCUCUCGGCCUCGCUUCGCCGCCUCCCACCUCUUCCCAUCCACUCCGCCGCCCUCUGACGAUGGCAUCAGAUCUGGAAAUGGCCUCCUGGGAACAUGCCGAGCCCUCCAGUCGCUGCUGAACGUAUCCCCUGCUCCCUCCCCCAGUCGUACGCGCACUCGAGCACCCAAGCCAGAACGUCUUCAGAGCCCUCUACAAGUGAAACCCACGCCAUAUCUUCAGGACCGAACUACCUCUGCUUCAUCUACCUCAUCAUCUACGGGCCCUUUGUCAUCUGCGCGCACAGUUAAGAGGGUCGUCAAGCCAGCCGCAAAGUACCCUCGCGGCGCCAAUAAGAGACGGAGAGAGGUCUAUGAGGAGUCGAUGGACUUCCAGCACGGAAGCAAGAAUAGAGAACAUGAAGACAAGUUCUCAACACCAAAGAGGCAGAGACGUGCGCCUCCACAGCUCCCACUUGGCCUCGAGACCGGAGAUUUCCGAUCACUCGACACUCCAUCCAAGUCGCAACGAUCACCUACACAGUCCCCGUGCAUCCGACGGCAAUGGAAUCGACGAGGCGACGACGCAGAUAGAAUAUCCAGCAGCACUGUUACCUCUCCGGAUCGAACCUCCUCCUUCCCUUCCUUCGCCGUUACGGCGGCCACACACAACUCAUUAAACAAUGCCAUAGACUCGUCGAUAUUCUCCUCGCCUCCCCAUCCGAGUACAGAGUGGACGACCGAAGAUGACGGAAGACUAGUCGAGCUCGUGCUUGAGAAACUAAAACUGUCUAAGCGUGACUGGAAUGACUGCGCACGACGGAUGGGCAAGAACCACGACUCCGUCGGCAGGCGAUGGAAAGCCCUUGUUGGAGAAGGCAACGUCGGCCUCAGACGAGGACGGCGGAUGGUCAGAGGGCGGAUAGACGAGAGCUGGCGGCCAUGA